This is a messenger RNA of Suillus discolor, 1026 nucleotides long. RefSeq lists its product as uncharacterized. The record is from RefSeq and is a predicted model, not a curated record. Bases 1 to 1026 code for a protein of 341 amino acids. The transcript is spliced from 3 exons. NCBI's taxonomy places the organism in Eukaryota, Fungi, Basidiomycota, Agaricomycetes, Boletales, Suillaceae.
AUGCCUGGCCCAGGCGCUGACGGAGAUUCAUCAACGUCGUUCUUCAACGACAUUUUUCAGUCCAAUGGGUAUCACCCGAUAUAUAAUCCGUCUGCUCACCAGGAUUCGGGGCCACCAUACCCACUGCCUCAGUACUUCCCUGUAUUCCCUCCGCCAAUCGUGUCUAUUGACGGCACAACCACUUUGGCGCCAGGUUCAGAGGAUCUCCGGCCUCUUGGAGAGCCGCUAUGUUUCGACGAGCCAUUGCCUCUCGGAGAUUCAUUCUACGUCAGAGAGCCUCCACCUCCGCCGCCUCCUCUCCCUCCUCAGGCUGGUCCUUCUGGAUCAGAGCCAUUGCCUCUCGGAGAUCCAUUCCACGUCAGAGAGCCUCUGCCGCCUCCUCUCCCUCCUCAGGCUGGUCCUUCUGGAUCAGAGCCAUUGCCUCUCGGAGAUCCAUUCCACAUCAGAGAGCCUCCGCCGCCUCCUCUCCCUCCUCAGGCUGGUCCUUCUGGAUCACGCACUCGCCAGGAAAAGCCGUUUGAGUUCAAGAUUUGGCCGUACCCUCGUGCGCGACCUAAGCUGAGGGGUAUCACCAGCGCUCAGGCUGCUUCGGAUGCUGCUCCAACAGCAUCCUUGCGACCAUCUCGUAUAGCGCCCUUAAGAUAUGACAAUAAAAUCAGAAUCCAUCGAGAAAUCUUCGAAGACGCACAUGUGAUACUGAUUACAUCCGCAAUCAAUAACUGUCCGUUCUUGACUGAACAGGAAAGGAAGACGGCAGCUCAUGAAGCACUGCUUUCGUCAGCGAAUGCAAAGGAUGAAGAGUACGGCAGUCAAUGGAGCGCAGAAAAUCUUACUGCCUUCUACAAAUCGUUCACAGUGCCGCCGUCCGCCGUCAUCAUGUCCACUACCAAGAAACAUGCCCGUAACAUCGUUCCAUUUGGAUACAGUCUUCAGCCCUCAAUCUGGUCGGAGGAUUACACACCAGAAUACUAUACAUGCUAUGGCUAUAUAUUAUAUAUAACAUCACACAUUUUUUGGCCAUUCUGA